ACGCGUCCCGGCAGGCAGCGCGGCGCGCGGCCGGACUCCUGCCUGGGAAGGGAGAGCUCUCGCAGGGAUGCGCGCACGGUGUUCCCGUCAACCUGUUGGAUAGGGGUUCGGGGGCAUUUUCCCAUCUGUCGCAGCGGGUUAUGGAGCGCCGGGAGGCACACGGGGGUGAAGCAGUCCUGGGAUGUAUCCUAAGUAAGCGCGUCAGCGGGAGCGGAAGAUCUGUCGGUUGCAUACAUUUGCACCAAAGUCUGCCACCCUGCCUCCGUAGAGGUCACAAAUACAGCUGGUAUGGGUAAAUUAGACAACAGCUUCUUCUUAGGAGACCAAAUCCUCCACGCAGAAAAUCUGUGGAAUAGUUUAUGCUGGGGAGUGGGUUGCUUUGGGAAGAGCUGGGCUAUGAACUAGAACUAGGCCAGAACUACUUAAAGUCCACGGCCACUGCUGGAUGUUGCCAACUCUCUGGCUAUACUCCACACCUGAAACACUGAGGACCAGGAAAACAGUAUGGGUAAACUAAGAGUGCAGUUCUGAAAAACUCCUCUGAGCUCUUAUUAAUCUGAGCUCCACCUGAACUCUUGUUAAUCUGUUUCUGGAUAGAAGUGUUUGGAAUUGCCCCAAACUGAGCACCUUGCAACCAGUCUCCUCUUUGUUCCCAUUUGUGGUCUGGGAAGUAGGUGGAGCAGCUCUAAGAGAGGUCCUGCUGAGUGGAACCUCUCCAAGCCCAACAAGUCAGAGUCUUCUGUUGUAGGCACAAAUGGCUUCAGUGCCUGGCAGAAUUUGAUAGAGUGCUCACCUCCAGUACUGUAACCCAGGGAUUGAAGAAUUGCCUUUUAGAUCAAAGGCAAUUCUUUUUGUUUUACAUCAACACCUCCUAACUACCAGGAGAGUGUCCCAGGUGGUCAGGAGGAUUGCAAAAUGGAAGAGAAGCAUUCAUCACCUCACUUGGUGAAUUUGUGCCCUAUUGGAAAGGAUGGCAAGUAAGUGGCACUAGUGUGAACUAGACAGAAGGAGACCCAGGGAUCUGUAGGCACUUAUUCCUGGUUUCUGAUAACUUUUCCCAGGCUAGUGCUGUUUUUUUAUCCAAGAACUAUUUACUGCAGAAAUGCAUAAAUUAACCCCAGGACCCUGUUUUGAUGAUUGAACUAGAUGAGAGAGACACCUCCUUGUUUUACUCUUUGGCCUCAGCUGCCUUGUCCUUGUUCAAGCCUCACAUGCUUUUUGGAGCAGGGUCAUAACUUCAAACGAAAAGGUGGUGACUCCCUGUUUCCUUCCUGCUCUUCCUCCUCCCAGUCUAGCAUGGUGGUCAGGGAUGAGGCAUGAAUGCUCCCCAGGAACUCCCACUUCCUGGCCAAUGCUCUCACCACUGGGUAGCAGCACAGAGAAGGUGGACACUGUUUCCUCCAGCUGCACUUUAAAAGAAAAGGAACAUUGCUUAUUGGGAAUUUUAUAUCUGCUGACAGCCCAAAAAGCCCUUUAAGCGCCUUUGGCAGGCUGUUAACACCGACCUUGGUGUUUUCCAGCAGUAACACAAAGAAAAAUGCUGUGACCAGCAGCCACAUGAACUGAAGUCACAGACCAGAAAAGCUACAGGGACUCUUUAUUCAUUGUUUUAACGAACAGAUUUUGGCACUCACUGCCAGAAGAGGACUCCAAAUUCUGAGUCCAAAGAAGAUAAAGGUGCCAAGCAUUAGGGUGGGACUUCACCCACGUCUAUGUUCAUAGAGUUUCUUCACCCUGAAACAAAGCUCUUGUUAGCUCCUCACUGAGUGUGCUGCUUGUUUUGGAUCUAUACCUGCAUUUCUUUUUCAUACAGGGAAUAUAAGCCUGUCAUUACCACACUCAGCCCCGAGGCUGAAAGGCUCAUGUAUCCUGAAACAUCAGCCCCUUAUUAGUCCCAACUCUCUGAUUUAUUAAGGUCACACAGAAUGACAAGAAUUGAAGUCAAGAACCUAGAGCUUCACUAAAUUUGCUUGCAUUCAGAAGCUGCAUAUAGUUAAUAGGGAAGAAAUGCCUAUUAAAAACUUUAUAAUCAAUUGAAGUUAGUUUUCUGCCUGCGACAUUGCACAAGAUUUCGUAGCAUCUUACUCAGAUUUCAUCUUUCUAUAUCUCCAAAGCCAUGCAAGUUUAAAUAUACAGAUUAUAUAAAACAAGUAAUGCCUUUGACAGUUUUAAGUUUCCCCAGGCAACUCAGAGCAGAAGUAAUGAUAAAACCAUUCCUACAUUUUUUAAUACUUCUUAUACCAUAUGAUAUAGAAACUAUUUGACAUUAAUACCUAGAAUAUUGUGCCUGUUCAGGAUGUGCAAUGUGAAUGUUAGAAUUGCUAUGAUUAUUCUGGGUCAUGUAAACAGAUGACAUUUUUAAAAACAUUCUUCAACAAAAUAGGUCUCCAAAGUAAGAUCGACAAGUUACUUGAGGAGUUGCUUUCAUUUUUUCUGCAUAUUAAAAGGCAACUAUUUCAGACAAAAUAUGAUUUGGGGAAUAAUUUCUUGCCUGGAGUGAAACUUAUCUUUUCCUUUUCUUGCUAACUUUUUUUUUUUUCUUUUCCUCAGUCUGUUUCUUAGGCUGCCUGAUGUACAAAUGCAGAAUGGAGUUUUUGUUCCUUGCCAGGUGCCUAGCUAUCGGCAGCACAGGAAUAUAUGAAAAAAAUGGUAUAUAGCCAAAGCCAGUAAUAUCUUCCUGCCUUCCAAUCUAUCAGGACACACCAAACUAAAGAAACUACAUAUGGAAGACUGUGUGAUGGAAUCAGCAGGAAAUAACAGAGGACAGAAAAAGUAGCCUCUUGCAUUCUUCAUGUAGAGUAUGAGGAGAACACCUUCAAUUUCCACAUCAGCUAUGGAUUCUGAAUCAAAGAACAGUUUCAUAGGAAGCUUUCUUCAGCCACCAGAUUGGAAGCUUCCUGCAGCCUUUGUUUAUAUGGAAUCAAAGAAGUUGGCAGCUGCUGCUGGUGACAGGCCUUCUCUCCCAAAUAACCAAGCUGUAGUGGCAGCCCUGAGAGCUCUGCAAGAAAAGAUCUGCCGCCUAGAGCUGGAGAAGUCACAGGCUGAAGAAAAACUGUGCAGCCUCUCCAGAGCAGCUGCUCAGUACAAGAAGGUCUUAGAGCACAAAUCCUAUGAGAAGGAUGCAGCAUAUCGAGAGCUGAUGCAACAGAGGAAAGAUUCAAAUGCAGUACAAUCCCGCUGCUCCCUGCUGGAGAAACAGCUGGAUUACAUGAGAAAGAUGGUUUCCAGUGCAGAACUGGAAAAGAAAAUUAUUUUAGAACAACAGGCUCAGCUUCAGAAAGAGGAAGAUCAGAACCGGUUGGAGCUGCAUGCAAAACUUGAAAAGCUUGAAAUGCUAGAAAAAGAGUGUCUUAAACUUACUGCUACUCAGAGAAUUGCUGAAGACAAGAUCAAACACUUAGAAGAAAAGCUGUGUAAAGAAGAGCAUCAGCAUAAGCUAAUACAAGAUAAAACUGCUCAGCUUCAAACAGGAUUUGAUAUAAACAGAAUAAACAGAAUUUUGAUGUCUUCAGUAACAUCUCAACAUGAACCUGAAAAGGAAAAUGGGAAGAGCAAAAAACCUAGGAAGAGAAAUCCUACAAUGAAAAAAAUGCAGCUUUCACAAUUACAUGUAAAGGCUGGUGAGCUACCUUUUGUGGCUGGGAAGUCUGCCAGCUCCAGCCAUUCUGUCAGCGCAAACGUACAAAGCGUGCUGCACAUUAUGAAGCAUCGCAAUCCGUGUAUCUCAUCGCGAGGACAAGGAGGAGCCACAGCUGGGAUUUCAGGACACAGUGCACGUUCAAAAUCUGUAUCCUCUUGUUCCCCAUCACCCACUGUCACCAGGAGCUUUUCAGACCUUCUGUUGGCCUUUCAAGAUGAGCUGGGCCAAAUGAGCUCUGAGCAUCAAGAACUUCUGAAGCAGAUACAGGAGACUCAAGACUCCCAAGCUCGUGAAGACCUGGAACAGGAGCUGGAUUGCCUCAUAAAACAAAUGGAGAUGAAAGGAAAACAAAUAUCCAAGCUGAAAAAGCAUCAGGCUACUGUGCAGAAAUUAAAGAGAAAAACUCAGAAAUUGAGGCAAGGGGCAACUCAUGUCAAACUAAAGUGUGGUGAACAAAAGGAAGCAAAGGAGAUUGCAGUCACUGUAAAGGAAAGUAUGUCUAAACCUUGUCCUGGGCAGAAGAGCAGAAGUUCUCUUCAGCUGCUAAAAGCUGUGAGGAAACUUCAGCUAUCUCUGAAAAAAGAUUAUGUCAUCUGAGAAGAAUAGUUCUGAAGUUUGCUAUGUUAGAAGUUUUUGAAGUUGUCUGACAUCUAGUAAAUUUUUCGUUGUGCAAAAUACCUCUUAAAAAUAAGCUGGAUACAGUAGACUUGUACAUUCUACACUGCCUGCUCUGCAGUAGGUCAGUUUCUUCACCUUAGAAUUAACUUUCAUGUAGUGUAGCUGUAACUCAACUACACUUCCUUGUAAUAAAGUGUUUUCAUGGGCUAAAGAAAUGUUAUUAUUUGUUAACUUGUCAAAUAAAAUUUUAUACUUUUUUACACUUAAAA
Molecule: messenger RNA, 4527 nt
Organism: Haemorhous mexicanus (house finch)
Lineage: Eukaryota; Metazoa; Chordata; Aves; Passeriformes; Fringillidae
Gene: CEP57L1
Product: centrosomal protein 57 like 1
Exons: 13
Coding region: 2801-4237 (478 amino acids)
Cellular component (GO): centrosome
Molecular function (GO): identical protein binding; gamma-tubulin binding; microtubule binding
Source: RefSeq, a predicted model, not a curated record